Biomphalaria glabrata is the source of this 5987-nucleotide messenger RNA. Its product is annotated as rap1 GTPase-activating protein 1-like. Gene Ontology annotation, biological process: regulation of small GTPase mediated signal transduction; activation of GTPase activity. Gene Ontology annotation, molecular function: protein binding; GTPase activator activity. The record is from RefSeq and is a predicted model, not a curated record. The coding region runs from base 921 to 3695 and encodes 924 amino acids. Gene Ontology annotation, cellular component: cytoplasm. NCBI's taxonomy places the organism in Eukaryota, Metazoa, Mollusca, Gastropoda, Planorbidae. The transcript is spliced from 26 exons.
GUUAUAGACUGACAACAAAGACAACGUUUUGACUAGGGCGUUACUCUACUUGAAUAUUCGUGUGCACAAACUAAACACUCACUCGGUGAAUCUCCAAACUUUGUGAGUGUUUGGUGUUGUGUCUUACGGGGCAUAGAGUUUGAAAGUUGGCUGUACUCUUUUUCAGUAUUAAGUUUCAGUAUAUUUCUUCGUAUAAUACUUUUACUAAAAUAAUUUGACGAAGUAUAAAUAGUAUUGUAGUAUCAAUACACAUUUUAAAUCUUUACAUUUGGUUUGCAUUCGACAUUUGCUAAAAAAAAAGGAACAUUGCAUAUUUCGUUUAGUUGUAUAAUAUAAAAUACAAUAAAUAAUUCUGGGAUUACAUUUUGAUUCAUUUGGAAAGUUUUUGCCAGCAAGAAAAACUUAUUGUGUAUUCUUAGUAUCCAUCUAAAUGUUGUAUAUAAGACCAUAUCUAAUCAAUAUAAUACAAUUAACUAAGUGGAUGGUACAAUAACUGUGCAGUAAUAAUGGAACAAAUUGAGAUACUGAUUCAACACAUACAAUAGAACGUUUCCGAGAAUAACAAAACAAAUCUAGACAAAAUAUUGUCAGGAAGAAACAGGAAGACAAAUUCAUAAUAAAAUUGAUUAAUGAAACGUUGAAUCUGAGGAGAAACAAAAACCUGUUGUGUAUUUAAUUCAUCACAUUGUCUAGUAGACAACAAAGUACUUCGUGGAUAGUUGCAGAUUUGAAGCAGCGUUCAGAGAUCAUUAUUAAAUUUUCUAAAAUUUUGUUAAAGGUGUUUGCACGUUGUCACAGAUCAACAUUGAUUUAAUUUUACAGCAAGGAUUUACUAUAUAUAAGAACAAAUCAAUUCGGUAUUUUUUUUUUUUAAAAACAUAGUUUUAGUACAAGGCAAGCAUAGCAGAUAAGAGCCAAGCAUGGACAGAAAAGGGCCACCACCACCACUGACCCUCAGCCCGGACAGACUGUCCACUGGAUCACCGGAGUUGUCACCCAUCUCUCUGCGACACAAGAAGUCACAGAGUGUGACUUUCGCGGACAAGCACCGGAAAGACCUGUCUGACUCACUGCCCAGCGUGGAAGUCCUGCCGCCAUUUACUCUGCAGUUGAGCCCCAAAUCUCGGAAAAGCUUGUCGCCCUCGUUGCUUCGUCGCGCUCUGUCGCCUUCUCUUCGACGCCGAAACAAAAUUCGAAAUUCAAAACGAUCUCACAGCACCGGAAACGUGGACAUGUGCAGCGGAUGUGGCUUUCCCAUCAUGGAGGAAAACAUGGUCUCUGCGCAGGGCUCCCGAUAUCACACCACGUGCUUCCGGUGUGCUAGAUGUGACACACAGCUGACGUUGAAGAGUUACAGGAAACAGAGUAUGGAAGGCCAGCUGUACUGUGAGGCGCAUGCGCCCCCGUCUCAAGGCUCCACCCCAAGUCCAGAGACGGACGAAAAGAACUCUGAUCUUUUUGAAAUGCUGGAAAGGUUACAAGGUACUCGCAUUGAUGACCAGCGGUGUGAUAUGACCAAUUUCUAUAAGGGCCCAGAUUUCUUGGAUUCUCUACUCUUGCUCCAGUCUCGACGAUAUGAGGACCAGAGAUGCCUCCUCCCUUCCCCGACAAAACCUGACCAGUCACCUGCACCUGUCGUCAAUGAAGAUCAAAGACAAAAUAUUCAACAGAUUCUCCAGGCAGGUCCACCUUACCCAAUGAUUGUACUACCACCUAGGGGCGGUUACUGGAUGGAAGGGAGCGAGGGGUUCUUCACUUCUGAAGAGGACAAUGUGCACGAGUCCAUCUCCUCCUUGCACCCUAGCGCCAGUGAACUGAGCAUCGACACUGACUUCACGGCGCAGUGCUAUAGGUGUGAGUUUUACGGCAAGGAACAUUUUAACUACUACGCCUUUGAUGAAGUUGUGGGUCCGAUAGUGCUGUCUGUAAAAGCAGAGUCGGUGACUACGGACUGCAUUAACGCCAUUGUCAGAACUCGAUUUUGUACAAGACAAGAAAUUUUACAUUCUGUUUCCAUUGAAGCACCAAAUCCUGCCAAAAUUGCCAAGUGUAUUUGUGAUGAAAUCACUACUGAUAGAUUCCACCCAGUUCUCUCAUUGAAGGGCUCAGAGCUUGUGAUGAGCUAUGAUGAGCAUGUACUGACACAUAAAUUUAAAUUUGGAAUUAUUUACCAAAGAAAAGGACAGACUAGUGAGGAAGAACUCUUUGGAAACAAAACACACAGUCCUGCAAUGGAUGUUUUCCUUGAUACCAUUGGUGACAGAGUACAACUGAAAAAUUUCAAAGGGUUUAGAGGAGGGUUAGACACAACUCACUGCCAAACAGGAGCUGAAUCUGUUUACACUCAAUACAAUGGAAAGGAGAUAAUGUUUCAUGUAUCCACCUUACUUCCAUAUACAGAGGGUGAUGCUCAACAGUUGCAACGAAAGCGCCACAUUGGAAAUGAUAUUGUAGCUAUGGUUUUCCAAGAGGAAAAUACUCCAUUUGUGCCAGAUAUGAUUGCCUCUCAUUUCCUUCACUGUUUUAUUGUUGUCCAGCCUGUUAACUCUGAGUCUGAACCACCUAGAUAUAAGAUCUCUGUUGCUGCCAGAAAAGAUGUUCCAAGGUUUUAUCCAUUGUUGCCGCAGCCGGCAGAAUUUGUAUCUGGUGAAGACUUUAGAGACUUUCUUCUAACUAAACUUAUCAAUGCUGAGUUGGCCUGUUACAAGGCAGAUCAGUUUGCUAAACUAGGAGACCGAACUCGGGUCUCCUUACUAGAAUCUCUAUACCAUGAUCUCCAUAAACGUAAUCUAGAACUCUAUGGCAUCACUGCAGCACAGAAUCCAAAACAAGAAGGAAGCCGACUUCUAGACUCUGUGAAGCGAGCUUUUAGUGGCAAAGGCAGGAGUCCGAGCUUAGAAUCAAGUGCUCUCACAGCACAGAAAAAGCUGAAUGGUUUGCAAGGCUCAUUAGCAACUGUAGGUGAAGAUGACAAGGGAACCAACUCACCAGUACGCAAGUCACCAUCAACACCUAGAAAUUUAGUCAGACAAUAUUCUUCUUCUUUUGAAAAGCAGCCAAAAUCUAACAGGGAUAGUAAAGGGAAUCUGAGACUAGAUAACAGCACACAUACAGGUCUCAAUUAUCAGGCUUGUGCUAGUCCACCACCAAGUCCACAAUCAAGCCCUAGCUCUGUGUCUUCAACAACAAGAACAAACCAACUGAUCCUCAUAUCACGCUCCAACUCUGAAAGCAGUUUUAACAGCAUGGAGGAGUUCCCUGCAGCAAACAACAACAAUAACAGCAAUAUCAAUAACAAUAUUGGCAACAAUGGAGCCAAUAAUAUCAAAAACAGCAACCUUGAAGAUUCGGAUACAGGCAUGGUAAUGGAAAGUAUGUCCUCAACAGGAACACCAAAUAUAACUACACACAACUCAACUCCUUACACUGGAGAGUAUGUUUUUUCAUUAGAAAGUGAUGUGCAUGACCACCUCCAGCGUCAAAUUGACCAACUGAGAGGGGAAGUACACAAACUAAAGAGUGAAAAACAUGAUCUGUUACGUCAGCAUGCGGCCCAACAAAAAGAAAUCAAGUCCCUCAAAGAACAGGAAAUGCUUCUUACUACUGAACUGCGCAGUGCUUUACAUGAACUCUCUGCUUAUAAAGAAGGCUCAGUACCUACGCAGAUUGUCAUGGAGGAUUCAUCCUCUGCGUAGCAUAAAGACCUAGAAAUCUUGUGUAGUUAAUGUUGCUGAACUGUAAAAAUGUAGUAUAUAUAAAUAUAAUAUAUAAAUAUAUAUAUAUAUAUAUAAAUAUCUACUUGAAAAUAAAAUAUUGUUUUAAAAUAUUUUAAUGUUGACAGGAGCUUCUGUAAAACAAAAAACGUUACAAUGUGUGUUUUGGUGAUAUCUAUUUCAAAGUUUUGACGAUUCAAUUUUUUAUGGACACUAAGUUAGAUAUUCAUAGCCCUACUCUGCACUGGUUUGGAUUUAUUAAAAAUAAUUUGAAACUUGUAACAUGAGCUAGAUAUCUUUUUAUUAUAUUCCUGCACCUCAGUUUCUUAGUGUACAAAAAUCAGAAAGUCAAUGAUAAAAUGUUGUUGAUUAGUAUUAACUCUGUUAUUAUUGUGUGGUUAUAUGGUGCUGUCUGUGAUAAUACCAAAAUAGACCUGCAUUAUUUACUUGAAAAACCACAAAAAAACGACUGAAAAUGCUCAUAUACACAAUCAUUUAAACACUUACAUACAUAUGCACACACACAAAGAAGGUUUUACUGGUACCGUAGUAUACAUAUAAAUAUUUCAAUACCAAAACAGUGUUCAUUCAUUAAGCGCCUUAGACGAUUGCUCCAAUAUCAAUCAUUGUUUUUAUUGUAUACCAUGAAAUGUUUGUCUUAUUAUCUGGGUGAUAUCCAGUAACCCAAUGUGCUUCAGUUCAGCUACUUCUAGACAUUGACCCAUCAACACAACCUGAUUCACAUUAUCAUCUCCCCCUUUUGUUAUGUGUUGUUGAAAUGUAUUCUAUUUUUUUUAAUGAUUUUAUUCACCUAUUAAAUUUGUUCCAAGUUUUGUAUGAUUUUAUGUAGUUUUAUAAAUUGUUAUAUGCUUUACUUCUGAAACUAAUUAUUGUUUAUGUGUUUGGUUUUAAUUGUUGUCUGUAGCCAAGGUGUUCAAUACUAGAGUUUGAUUUUAAAUACAAAAGCAAACAUCGUAUGUAUUGAUCACGUUUCACUGUUAGUUACAACAUGUACAUAGUGUCUCUAGUCAGUAACAAUUUGCUGUGAUGUUGUAUGUACUAUGUGAUAAUUUAAUGUACUUAUCAUCCACCAGCCUUGUUGGUAUAUCAGUGGUCUUCAGCAGAGAAAUCCAUAUAUUCAUAUAUUUUCAUAUUGAACUGUUCAGUUUGGAUCAUUAGGGUAUUUGUUUAAUUUAAAUCUGAAUUUUUGUUACAUUGGUGUCAGAAAUACUUCUGGAAAUAGCUGCUGCAGGCAUGAAUUUGUUUGAUAUUGUAUCAUUAGGAGAUAAACAUUUACUUCUGGUGUAAAGUUUUUAAUAUUUUUUUAGUUCAUUUAUAAAAAAAGCAUUUUACAAUUUAUGAAUCAACUAGUCUACAAAAUCUUAAAAACUAAUUUUGUCACUAUUUCUUACAAAUCCUGUACUUUAUGCUGUAGAAUGACUGACUUGGCUUCACAACAGUACUUUGAAUAGGACAGUGUUUUGGGUUAUUCCCCUCAGUUUGGUACAUGUUCAUUCUUGCUUCUUGUUCUGUAGAAGUAGAACUGAUCAUAUUAAAAACAUUUUCUUUCAUACCUUUAAAAAAAAUGAUUUCAUUUUCUAAAUAUAGUCAUCUUAAAUGUAACCUAUUACAGAAUUAGAUUUCAUCCUUUUAAUACUUAUAUAUAUUUUCACAUCCUUUUAAUACUUCCAUAUUUUCACAUCUAAUGUUGCUCAAAUUUUAGUGACUUUUUGUAUUAUCAUGAGGGAAGUGCAACAGAAAAAUUAAAACCUUAACAUUCCUUGCAGUCCAUCAGCAAUUUACACUUUAUCAAAUUCAUACAAGAUCUAUACUAUUAAUAUUAGCAUUUUUUGUCAUACUAUAGAUUAUUUUGCCUGAAUAAAAGACAUGGACUUAGUUUUAUGCUUAUUAAUAAUAUUAUUAUUAGAUUAACUACUAUAAAAAAAAAUUUUAUUGACCAGAGGUUUUGUUUUUGAUCUACUUUGUGCAAUAGUCCUUUUUUUUUUUAAUGUUUUACAUCAUGGGGAAGUAACUGUGUUCAUGUAUUUGUGAUAGACUAACACGGAAUUAUGUGUGUUUGAAUAUAAUUUGGUUUUCUUGAGUUCAAGGGAGGGAAUUAUAAUUGAACUUUCCUUGCUGUCUAAGGGAGAGAAUGCUUUGUGUUUAUACCUACGUAAAUAAUUCUGUAUAUUUGCAUGUAUGAAGUAAAAUGUUGACACUUUGUACAGGUUUUAAUAUUGACCAGAGAAAAUAAACAUGAACUAUUGGCUUUAA